Molecule: messenger RNA, 1917 nt
Organism: Acanthocheilonema viteae
Lineage: Eukaryota; Metazoa; Nematoda; Chromadorea; Rhabditida; Onchocercidae
Source: the annotation of a GenBank genome assembly
AUGGCAGAUGAUAAUAAUUAUCGUUCAGCUGAUAAUGGACAACAAAAUGAUCGAAGUAUUAUAUCAGGAAAUGAUGCAAAUGCUACUUCCAACAGUUAUAGUUCAAUUAAAAAUGUUGCAACAAAUGAUAAUGAUAAUCUUAAUUACAAUGUUCUAGAUACCGCAUAUAUUGAUAUGAAUAAAAGAAUCGCAGAGUCUGAUGAUUCAAGUGAAGCCUUAGAAGAAAGCAAAAAAGCGGACGAUACUCAUUCAUUAUUUAAAAGAUUGAAAACAAUAUCUAAUGCAACGGGAGAAAGUUCAGGAAGCAGUAAUAUUUUUGAAAGACGGGAGAAACAUUUAAUAUAUAAUUGUUCUACAGCAUUAAGUUUACUAAAUACGCUCAAGUUAAAGGCUUUGAAGAAUCGACUUCGUUCUUUAAAAAAACUUAUCAAGCAGCGUUUGCCAGACCCAAGGUCAAAACAUCCUGCAAAUUUCAAGAAGUAUAAGAAUAUAGCAGAUACCGAGUAUUUAGAAAGUUCGGAAUGCUCAAACACUUCAACAAAUUCAGAACAAUUCAAAAAUUACGGAUGUUCAAGCUCGGUUGAUACGACCGAGCAUUCGGCCAAUUGGAAACAUCCAACAAAUUCCGAACAUUCAUCAAAUGAAGAAGAUUUAUCAAAUUCACAACAUUCGACUGGUUCAGAACAUUCAAGUGAAGACAAUCCAUCGGAUUCACAACACUCGACUGAUUCGGAAAAUUCAAAUCAUGAUCCAUCGGAUUCACAACAUUCGAGUAGUUCGGAACACUCAACAGAUUCUGAGCAAUCAAAUGAAGAUUUAUCAAAUUCACAACAUUCAACUGGUUCAGAACAUUCAAGUGAAGACAAUCCAUCGGAUUCACAACACUCGACUGAUUCGGAACAUUCAAAUCAAAAAGAUCGAUCGGAUUCACAACACUCGAGUAGUUCAGAACAUUCAGAUCAAGAAGAUCCAUCGGACUCACAACAUUCGAGUAGUUCGGAACAUUCAGAUCAAGAAGACCCAUCGGACUCACAACAUUCGACUAGUUCGGAACAUUCAGAUCAAGAAGAUCCAUCGGAUUCACAACAUUCGAGUAAUUCGGAACAUUCAAAUCAAAAAGAUCCAUCGGAUUCGCAACACUCGACUGAUUCGAAACAUUCAACAGAUUCUGAGCAUUCUUCAAGUUCAGCAUACUUAACAAGUUCGGAGUAUCUGUCAAACCAAAAAAAUCUAACGAAUUCAAAAUGCUCAACUAAUUUAAAACAUUUAUCAGAUCCGAAGAAUCCAACAGAUCAACAGCAAUCGCAAAGUUCAGAACGUCCAGCAACAUUAGAGCAUGCAGCAAAUCCGGAAUAUUCAGAACAUUUUACAAGUCCAAUAGUACUUGAAUUUCUUUCAGCUCCAUCGGAAACUUUUGAGACUUCAGAAAUUUUGCAGUAUUCGGAAAGUCAAAAUUUCUGGACACCUCUUGUAGAGAAGGAUCUUUAUAGCGAAAAAUCAAAGAUUUUAAUUGGUUCCAUUGAUCCGAUGCUAUCAUUUGCAUUAGAAAAAUUGAAGGAGUCUUCGAUGAAAAUGUCAAAUGAUAGCGAUGAUAACAUGGAAACAAAUGAUAUCUGCCCUUCUAAGAGAAAUGCUAAUGCAAUCGGAAAAGAGCCAGAAAAUCCUCAAAGAUUAUUCAAUAUAAUAACUUCUAAAGAACUAUCAAAUUUAGAAAAUGACGAACAUUCAACUGCAUGGAAGAAUUCAUUAAUUAUAAAUGAUGAAUCAUAUAUGGAAUAUUUUAUGUGUUCACGAUAUUCCUCAAUCAAUUUAUCAGAUCAUGAACAAGCAUUCGAUGCGAAUAAUCUGUUAGAUGAAGGAGAACCACAAAAUCAACCUUGUUUGCAUUUAAAUAAUGGUGAUAAUCAUACUGACUGA